AUGGGUUAUGAUAAGAUAAAUGGGAAGGUGAAUUCAGUCAUCUGGAGGAUAGACGGUAUUGGCUUCCUUCAGGAGAGAAUCCUGCCGACGUUCGCGGCCAGGAGCGGCUACGAGAUCACGGAGCAAAACACCACCAGAAUUGGUUUCAAAUUCAGACCAGACAGUGUACCGAAUUCGCCGUGCGUCUUGGUCCAGGCAACGAACGACAUACCGGACGGGACACUGGCCAGCAGCGACCGCGCUAUUAUGGACUUCGACAUUCUGCUGGACCCCCCUCUCGGCCUCUCCCCCUUCCGCCUCUGGAUCGUGUCCGACUUCCCGGACCAAUACAUCUUUGAGUUCGGCUGUCGGAACAGAACAAACAUCAUCGAUGGUGUAUGUUAUGAUCGCUGGUUCCUGGACAUCAUCUUCACCGAGGGGAAAUCCGACAACCCACCCAUGCAUAAAAUAGUCAAAGAAAUGGGACAAAAGUUUGGACUCAAAUUUGACGACCCGAGGAACACAUUCAUGUCAAUAGGAUAUGAAUGCCCUGGGGACAUAUUGUCGUAGUGAGGCCAUUUCGUCUAGAUUACACCUGAAAUGUUUGAAAUAGUAAAAUCUGGACUUUGUGUUGCCCUCUACCGUUUUUUU
Molecule: messenger RNA, 630 nt
Organism: Mya arenaria
Lineage: Eukaryota; Metazoa; Mollusca; Bivalvia; Myida; Myidae
Exons: 5
Coding region: 1-549 (182 amino acids)
Source: RefSeq, a predicted model, not a curated record